AUGCCGACUUCUCUAGCUGAUGACCCUCCAUCUAAAGAAGAGGCUGAGUCUACUCCUGACAGUGCAAAACGUGUUGACCGUGUCCCUCCAAAUGGGGGUGCGAAAGCAUGGGCAUGUGUUGCCGGAUCCUUUCUCUUGCAAUUCUGCUCCUUUGGCUAUGUGAAUGCUUGUGGCGUUUUUCAGUUGUACUAUCAGCAAACUAUGUUCAAGGAACAAGGCUCAUCAGCUUUAGCCUGGAUUACAACCCUCCAGAUAUUUUUGCUCUUUUUGUUUGGCCCGGCGGUUGGGAAGUUGAUUGACGUGUAUGGAUGUCGGAAGAUGCUUCCCCCUUUCAGCAUCAUGGCAGUCUUCGCCGUCUGCAUGCUUAGCCUCUGCAAGGAAUACUGGCAAGUCAUGCUGGCCCAAGGCGUUGCUUUUGGAUUUGCUGCUGCUGGAUUAUCUCUUCCCGCGAUGGCCACGGCUACACAGUGGUUCUCAACUAAAAAGGGCCUUGCGGUUGGAAUUGUCUCCGCUGGUAGCAGCCUUGGGGGAAUCAUCUACCCAUGUAUGCUUCCUCGGCUAAUUGAAGAGGUCGGCUUUGCCUCAGCCGUUCGCUGGACUGCCCUUAUGCAAGGGAUACUCCUGAUUGCUGCCAACGUUCUCUGCUCUUCGCCCUUUCCUCCUCUAGGCAAAGACUGCAGCCGAGAAGGAUAA
Messenger RNA from Trichophyton rubrum CBS 118892, 693 nucleotides. RefSeq lists its product as uncharacterized. Gene Ontology annotation, molecular function: transmembrane transporter activity. The record is from RefSeq and is a predicted model, not a curated record. The transcript has 2 exons. The coding region runs from base 1 to 693 and encodes 230 amino acids. Gene Ontology annotation, cellular component: fungal-type vacuole membrane. NCBI's taxonomy places the organism in Eukaryota, Fungi, Ascomycota, Eurotiomycetes, Onygenales, Arthrodermataceae. Gene Ontology annotation, biological process: transmembrane transport.